AUUUUAAAGAUAAAAUGAGAGAUUUGUUGAUUUGUUGGAUAUUGAUAGUUUCGAGUAGUGAGGGUGAAGGAACCUUGUCCAGAGAUCUAGAUCUAGAUAUUGUUGCGAAUCUAUUUCCGGAGUCUGAAGUGUUUCCGAAUAUUAGUUCCGAGUUCUCAACUCAGUUCACACAGGACAAUGUACGCAGAGAGAUGGAAUAUUUUGAAAAAGAACCUGGAAAAUCUUUUGAAAGAACAUACGGUUGGGCCUGGCUCUUAAAACUUCAGAUGGCUCUUCAAACCUCAAACCAAGAAGAAUUUGUGAAAUUUGCUGAUACACUCAAAACUUUUGCUGAUUAUAUUGCUGAACUCUACGUUGAUUUUCUUCCAAGGCUUGCAUAUCCUGUGAGAGUUGGAGAACAUGCAAAUACAGCUUUCGGUCUUGNGGGGGGGGGGGUGAUUUCCAAACCCCCCUUUGAUUUUGCCCUUUAG
Molecule: messenger RNA, 470 nt
Organism: Eurytemora carolleeae
Lineage: Eukaryota; Metazoa; Arthropoda; Copepoda; Calanoida; Temoridae
Source: RefSeq, a predicted model, not a curated record